UGCUUCUUGAAGUGUCUAAUGGACGCGAACAAUGGCUUUGUGAAAACCAAAAACAUUUGAACGUACUUCAAUAAGUCCUUUUCAUCUGUGUAUAGACUGUUAUCGGGAGUAGUUCGUCGCCUUUGUGAGCUGUCCCGUGGCUCUCCAGACCUCCCAGCUGGACAGAGAUGAGCAGUCCCGAUGCGGGUUAUGCCAGCGACGAUCAGACCCAGGCAAGGUGUACGAUGUCAGUCAUGAUGCCUGGAAUGGGACACUGCCAGUGGGCCGACACUCUCAGUCCUCCUGGGGACACGAAAGUGAAAACUGAGCCGUGCGCGUCCGGCUCCGUCAGCCAGAAUCGUGGGAAGAGCGAACCACGGAUCCGACGGCCCAUGAACGCGUUUAUGGUGUGGGCGAAAGAUGAGCGCAAGAGGCUGGCGCAACAAAACCCGGACUUGCACAACGCGGAGCUCAGCAAAAUGCUGGGGAAAUCAUGGAAAGCCCUUCCUGUCACAGAAAAGCAGCCCUUUGUUGAGGAGGCCGAGCGGCUGCGGGUUCAGCACAUGCAGGACCACCCCAACUACAAGUACCGUCCCCGGCGGCGGAAGCAGGUGAAGAGGAUUAAAAGGCUGGACUCUGGCUUUCUGGUCCCAGGUGUGUCUGAUCACCAAGCCCCUUCCAUGCCUGGGGACAGCAGGGUGUGUGUGGAGAGUCUGGGUCUGGGUUAUCCCGAGCACAGCUUCCAGGUUCCUCCGCAGCCACUCAGCCACUACCGGGAUGCUCAGGCUCUUGGGGGCCCCUCUUAUGAGACCUACAGCCUCCCCACACCUGACACCUCUCCUCUAGAUGCUGUAGAGUCAGACUCCAUGUUCUUCCCUCAGCAUUCACAAGAGGACUGCCACAUGAUGUCUGCAUAUUACCACUCCCAGGCAGCAGAGUACCAGUCCCAGGACCCCCUCUCCAACCACCACAGCAACCCCAUACUGCACGGACACCCUGUCUCGGCUCCAGAGCAGUCCACUCAGCCUGCCGCCCUUCCCCCUUCCUACAUGGGAUGCCCUAACCCUCUGGCCAUGUAUUACACCCAGCACUGCAAUCCCAGUCACCCCAAACGGCAUCCUGGCGGAGCAGGACAACUCUCCCCCCCUCCCGACUCUCACCCUCACUCUGCAGACAGCAUGGAGCAGAUGCACCACUCCGAGCUACUGGCCGAGGUGGACCGCAGCGAGUUCGAGCAGUAUUUGAGUUCCUCUUCAGCACGUGCAGACAUGAUAGGCUUGUCAUAUGGGCCACAUGAGGCUGGCAUGCAAGGACCUGAAAGCCUCAUAUCAUCGGUGCUGUCAGACGCCAGCACAGCUGUGUAUUACUGUAGCUACAACAACUCCUAACCUCCUGUCUGGCCUGUUAUCCUGCUGCAAGGACACAUGAUCUGACCUCAAAUCUCUGUAGCUAAAUUUGAACAAAAAUGUUUUUAUUUUUAAUAUGUAUUUCACUACUGCAGAGGAGGCCCAUGAUAUCAUGAAAUGAAGCUUUGAAGAAGACUGUAUCUGCAUAAGAACAGUUAAUAAAGCCAUAGAAUAUACUAACAUGGACACUGGUUUUAACUUCUUCUUUUGCAGGGAUAUAAUUAGUUUUUUGCUCAUAAAUAUUGUACAGUCACUAUUUUAAAGUGUAUGUAUAUACUGAAGGUGUUUUUAUACUUUUUGCACUUUCAAAAAAUAAAUUUUUGCAAA
This is a messenger RNA of Monopterus albus (swamp eel), 1712 nucleotides long. It is a transcript of the gene sox17, whose product is annotated as SRY-box transcription factor 17. Bases 168 to 1367 code for a protein of 399 amino acids. Gene Ontology annotation, cellular component: nucleus. The transcript is spliced from 2 exons. Gene Ontology annotation, biological process: vasculogenesis; endoderm formation; heart development. Lineage: Eukaryota; Metazoa; Chordata; Actinopteri; Synbranchiformes; Synbranchidae. Gene Ontology annotation, molecular function: DNA-binding transcription activator activity, RNA polymerase II-specific; RNA polymerase II cis-regulatory region sequence-specific DNA binding. The record is from RefSeq and is a predicted model, not a curated record.